AUGCCUCCUAGACGCUCAGUUCGAUCAGUUAGCGGCACGGUGACUGCGGCCCCUGCUCCUGCUGCAGUAAGAUCUAGACGCUCUGCUCCUGCUAAAGCAUCUGUUGCGGUGAAAUCAGAAUCCUCCCGUCCAGCGUCUACUUUGGCAAAGCGCUCUUCAGGAACGGCUUUCGGCGACGAGGGCACGAAGGCUGAACCAGCACCGAAGAAAGGGCGCGCAGUCUCGACCUCAAAACCGCCUUCAAAGAGUAAAGGAAGCCAGCCGUCUAAAGGCGUAGAAGAGGAAGAGGAACUUGCAGAGGCAGAGGCGACUGCGGUAGAAGACAGCGGGAGUGAUGGCGAUGAGGGGACUGUGACUAGACCGAACCGCAGGGACAUGAAGAAACCUAGAACUGCAUCGCCUGAAGAUGAGGACGAGGAAGAAGACAACGCGAACGCCAUCCAUGUCGAAGCGCCUCAUACGCCCAAUGCGAAGCAACGUAGAGUACCUUCAACAAAGGUUUCUAUGCCGCACCCCAAAGACGCCGAUAAUCGUGAGGCGAGCUCUCUAUCUGGCGGACGUCCCUCCAGUACCCCGUCGAGAACACCAACAAACACGUCAGAUGAUGAUGAGGAAGAGGAGCAGGAUCUCCUGGCUGCCGCUGCUGCUAUGGCUACGCCAAGGCGACCCACUCUGAUUCCCGCCACUCCGGCUACCGUGCGGUCUUCUCUACUAGACAGGAACGCGCCGACGAUAUUGCAGGAACCUGAACCCAGUGGACCAAAAUCCCGACUCGUGAUUCACAAGAUGGUUCUAAUCAACUUCAAAUCGUAUGCUGGUCGUCAGGAGAUUGGCCCAUUCCACAAGUCAUUUUCGUCCAUCGUGGGGCCCAACGGCUCGGGCAAGUCUAACACCAUUGAUGCGCUUCUGUUCGUAUUCGGAUAUCGUGCGGCCAAGAUGAGGCAGGGCAAAUUAUCCGAACUCAUCCACAAUUCAGCCGACUAUCCAGACUUGGAGUACUGUUCUGUGGAAGUUCACUUUAGAGAUAUCAUUGAUCUGCCUGGGCCCGAUGCUUUCGAAGCCGUUCCUAAUUCGGAGCUCGUCGUAUCUCGAAAGGCUUUCAAGUCGAACUCAUCUACAUACACCAUCAAUGAUCGCAAUUCCAAUUUCACCGAAGUUACUACCUUGUUGAAGGGCCGCGGCAUCGAUCUGGAUCACAAGCGUUUCCUCAUUCUUCAGGGCGAAGUGGAGUCAAUCGCUCAGAUGAAGCCGAAAGCGCCGACUGAACACGAAGACGGUCUCCUUGAGUACCUUGAAGAUAUCAUUGGCACCGCGAAGUAUAAACAAGCUAUCGAAGAGUCCCUAGCAGAAGUGGAUCGCUUGAAUGAAGAACGAGGGGACAAACUCAACCGUCUACGUAUCGUGGAGCGGGAGAAAGCGAGUCUGGAGGAGAAGAAGAAAGAAGCUGAGGCGUAUCUGAAAGAUCAGAACGAGCUGACGCUCGCCCAAGCAUUGCUCUGGCAAUUCUAUAUGUGGCAGCUCCGGGCCAAUAUGGAAAUCACAGGCAAGAAUAUUGAUCUGUUGGAGCGAAAGCUUAAGGACGAAACCGAACGCCAUCAGGAGCAGAUUAAGGACACUGAAAAGCUGCAAACUGCAUACGAUGAGCGGUUGAAGGCUUUCGAGAUCGUCAAGAAAGAGACCGAUAAGUUGGUGAAGGAGCUGGGCACGCAUGAAAAGGAAGAGAUUCAGUUCCAGGAGAAGAAGAAGCAUCUCGGCACUAAGGCUAAAAAACUGAACAAAUCGCUGGCAGAUGAUCAAGCGGCCAAAUCAACCGCAGACGCACUUGUGCGAGACAAGGCCGAUGAAAUCAAAAGGGUUCGUAAAGAGAUCGAUGAACAAGAAACUAUGCUAGUGAAAGAGGAAGCGGAGCUCGAAAACAUCGCUGAGGGACUGAGAGGCAAGACCGAGGUGUUCAACACUCAGAUCCAGGUAAAGCAGAAGGAACUCGAACCUUGGAUGACCCAAGUUCGCAAAAUUCAGUCUGACAUCGAUGUUGCUACAAAUGAGAAGAUGUUACUAGAAGAGAAAGCCGCAUCCGUGGAUAAAGGUGUCGAUCAGGCCAUGGCUGCCGUAGAAACCAUGAAGGAAGAGCUGAAAGGUAAAGAGGAGAAACUUCGGCAGCUUCAUAAGGAGAAGCAGGACCUUGAGGGCCAGUCCAGAGAUGGCAAAUCGAGAUUGAAGGUCAUACAGGACGAGGUUGAUAAGAUGAAAACGAAGGUCAAGAAUCUCCGCGAACGCUCUGACGAGGCUCGAGCCUCCCUGUCUGCAACUCGUUCGGAAGAUGCUGUCUUGGAAAGCCUGACCAAGCUUCGAGAUACGGGGCGCAUCAAAGGCUUCCAUGGACGGUUAGGAAACCUUGGUACCAUUGCUGACAAGUACGACGUCGCUGUGUCUACCGCUUGCACCUCUCUGAACAACCUGGUGGUCGACACGGUUGAACAAGGCCAAGCUUGCAUAGACUAUCUUCGCAAGCACAACAUUGGUCGCGCCUCGAUCAUUGUGUUGGAGAAGUUACCUGCUAGAAAUCUUGAUCCAAUUGACACACCCGAAGGCGUGCCUCGCCUCUUCGAUCUCAUCAAACCGAAAGACCCGAAGUUCGCUCCUGCGUUUUACAAGGGCCUGUUCAACACCCUUGUAGCAAACGAUCUCGAACAAGCGAAUCGCAUUGCUUUCGGCGCGAAAAGAUGGCGUGUGGUCACACUGGCUGGUCAACUGAUUGACACCUCCGGGACAAUGUCUGGAGGAGGAAACAGAGUCGCUAAGGGCGGGAUGAGCUCGAAACUUGCAGCUGACCGUGUAGAACCUUCAGUCGUGGCACGAUAUGAGAAGGAAACCGCCGAUGCAGAGGAACGGGCGCAGAGGCAGCAGGCGGAACUACGACAAGCAGAGACGCAAACAGAGCUAGUUCAGAAGAGCAUUCCCAAAGUGGACAUGGCCAUGUCAAAAGUUCAGCUAGAUAUCAAAGGCUUCGAGACUCGCCUAGAUGAGGCACAAAAGCGGGCAAAGGAGCUUCAACUACAAAACAAGCCGGAUGCCAACGAUGCUAAACGCGUCAAGACGCUUGAUGCAGACAUUGCUAGCUAUGCUAAGGACCUUGAAAAAGUGAAGAAGAAGUCCGACGCCAUCGAGUCCGACAUUCGUGAUCUGCAGGAGAAGAUCCUGGAAGUGGGAGGUGUAAAAUUGCGGUCGCAACAGUCCAAAGUGGACGGAAUCAAGCAGUUGAUUGAUCUAGCCAACGAGCGCAUGAACAAGGCGGAAGUCACUCAGGCCAAAGCCACGAAAGACAGUGCGAAGUUGGAGAAGUCCAUUGAGACCCACACCAAACAUCUUGAUGACGUGCAAGUAGAAGUAGAAGCACUAGAAGCCGAUUAUGCAAGCUCUGCCUCCGAUCUCCAGGUGAUCCGGGAAAAUGUGACGAAGGCUGAGGCUGCACUUGAUAUAGCGAAGGAUCAGUUGGAGGAGAUGAAGUCCGAUCUGGACGAAAAGACUUCCUACAUCAAGCAGUUCCGUGCGCUAGAGAUGGAACUCAAACAAAAGCUUGAUGAAGCAGGAAAAUCUUUGGAAGAUUCGAAGCGCAAGUUGGAUCAUUGGAAAGGCAGACACGAGGAGCUUCUGCUUGAAUAUGUUGAUGACGAUGAGGACGACACGCCGCCUGAAAGAGAAAAGGAGUCUGCUUCCGAUGCCGCCGAAUCCGCAAACACGAAGCCUGUUCCCGAGCAAAUAAAUGAAGAGGAAGUGGGUGCUAAGCCCGAAAAGCAUAUCCAUCGAGAGAAGCAGCGUCAUGGGAAUGAAAUUCCUAUCUAUUCCGAUGAUGAGUUGCAGGGCUCUAGCCGUGACCAGCUAAUCGCUCAAGUCUCUCUCCUUGAAGAACGAGUGCAGAAUCCACCAAAUAUGAGUGUACUGGCGGAGUACCGCAAACGGGAAGCAAAUUUCCUCGAGCGCGCACAAGACCUAGAACGAGUCACUGCAUUGCGCGAUGCUGAGAAGCGACGACAUGACGAGCUGCGUAAGACCCGUCUGGAAGAGUUCAUGGCCGGCUUCAGUGUCAUUACCUCCAAGCUCAAGGAGAUGUACCAGAUGAUCACCCUUGGUGGCAACGCAGAGCUUGAGCUUGUUGACAGCAUGGAUCCGUUCUCCGAAGGCAUCAACUUCAGCGUCAUGCCACCGAAGAAAAGUUGGAAGAACAUAUCCAACCUAUCGGGCGGUGAAAAGACGUUGAGCUCUCUCGCUCUUGUAUUCGCUCUGCACGUUUUUAAGCCAACGCCGUUGUACUUCAUGGACGAGAUUGACGCAGCCCUUGAUUUCAGGAACGUCUCGAUCAUUGCAAACUACAUCAAGGAUCGGACUAAGAAUGCGCAAUUCAUCAUUAUCUCUUUGCGAAACGACAUGUUUGAACUGAGUCAUCGCCUCAUUGGCAUCUAUAAGACAGUGAACGCGACCAAGAGUAUUGCGAUCAACAAUCACGCGUUGACUGUUGGGGCCUGAGACGCUCUUCUGUACUACUUU
Molecule: messenger RNA, 4545 nt
Organism: Dacryopinax primogenitus
Lineage: Eukaryota; Fungi; Basidiomycota; Dacrymycetes; Dacrymycetales; Dacrymycetaceae
Product: RecF/RecN/SMC protein
Exons: 15
Coding region: 1-4524 (1507 amino acids)
Biological process (GO): mitotic chromosome condensation
Cellular component (GO): chromosome
Molecular function (GO): ATP binding; ATP hydrolysis activity; protein binding
Source: RefSeq, a predicted model, not a curated record